Molecule: messenger RNA, 405 nt
Organism: Xyrichtys novacula (pearly razorfish)
Lineage: Eukaryota; Metazoa; Chordata; Actinopteri; Labriformes; Labridae
Source: the annotation of a GenBank genome assembly
AUGUGUCUGUUCUAUCACUUGGUUGAUGUGUUGUGCUUCAAUGCAUACAUCCUUUUCACCUCUGUUGACCCCAGCUGGAACAGUGGCAAGAACUUCAAGCGCCGCCUCUUCCUUCAGCAGCUUGGCAGAGCUCUCAUAGCCCCAGCCACUGCAAACAGGAGCCAUUUUCCCAGAGGACCAUUUGCAGCCAGCCUGGUUCUCCAAGCCCAGGGCCAGGUCCAUCAAGAGGAAGGCCAUGAAAAACAGGGAGAAGAGGAGGAAAAGGAGGAGAAGCCACAGCCAGGACUCUCCAGAAAGCGGAAGGCAUGUUUAUUGUGCCCAAAUCCUAAAAGAGUGAGGAGCCAGUGCAUCAAAUGCAGAGGAUAUGCAUGCAGGAAGAACCUUGCACUUGUCUGUCUCCAGUAG